Molecule: messenger RNA, 1902 nt
Organism: Cordyceps fumosorosea ARSEF 2679
Lineage: Eukaryota; Fungi; Ascomycota; Sordariomycetes; Hypocreales; Cordycipitaceae
Product: Lecithin:cholesterol acyltransferase
Exons: 1
Coding region: 1-1902 (633 amino acids)
Biological process (GO): lipid storage; triglyceride biosynthetic process
Cellular component (GO): perinuclear endoplasmic reticulum; cytoplasm
Molecular function (GO): phospholipid:diacylglycerol acyltransferase activity
Source: RefSeq, a predicted model, not a curated record
AUGUCCUCUUCCAACGUUAGACGCCGUCAUGUCCCCGAAUCGCAAUGCCAACCGACCGGCCAACCCAACAAACAUGACACGGCUACCCAAAUCCGCGAGCCGACCGACCAGCCCUUGGUGCAGAUAGUGCAGAAGCCCAAGACGCGGAAGCGCCGCAACACCUUCAUCUUCCUGCUCGGCGGCCUGUGCGGCCUGAUAGCGGCGGGCUUCUUCGCCUCGAGCAAUGAUCUGAUCGAGUUCCCGGAGCUGCUCGGCGACCUCAGCAUGGACUCCUUGACCGACAUGCUCCCCGCCGGCCUCAUCAGCGACGUGCGCGACCUCGUGCAGGGCGAGCGCGACAUCGCCGAGGCCUACGACUCCUUCUACGUCGGCCUGCGCGCCCGCGCCGAGGGCCUGCACGCCGACCACCCCAUGGUCAUGAUCCCCGGCGUCAUUUCCACCGGCCUCGAGUCCUGGGGUACCGCCAACAUCUCGCGCAGCUACUUCCGCAAGCGCCUCUGGGGCAGCUGGACCAUGAUGCGCGCCCUCGUCAUGGACAAGGAGAACUGGAAGCGUCACGUCAUGCUCGACAAGCACACCGGCCUCGACCCGCCCCUCGUCAAGCUGCGCGCCGCCCAGGGCUUUGACGCCACCGACUUCUUCAUCACCGGCUACUGGAUCUGGAGCAAGAUCUUUGAGAACCUCGCCACCAUCGGCUACGACCCGACCAACUCCUUCACCGCCGCCUACGACUGGCGCCUCUCCUACCCAGACCUCGAGGUCCGCGACCGCUACUUCUCCCGCCUCAAAUCCCACAUCGAGGGCGCCCUCGCCACCGACGGCCGAAAGGUCGUCCUGGCCUCCCACAGCAUGGGCAGCCAGGUCAUGUUCUACUUCUUCAACUGGGUCGAGUCCGAGCACGGCGGCCACGGCGGCAGCGACUGGGUCGAGAAGCACGUCGACUCCUGGAUCAACAUUAGCGGCUGCAUGCUCGGCGCGGUCAAGGACCUUACGGCGGUCCUGUCCGGCGAGAUGCGAGACACGGCGCAGCUCAACGCCUUUGCCAUCUACGGCCUCGAAAAGUUCCUGAGCAAGGCGGAGAGGGCUGAAAUCUUUCGCGCCAUGCCUGGCAUCUCCUCCAUGCUCCCUAUCGGCGGCGAGGCCGUGUGGGGCGGCAGGGACUGGGCGCCCGACGACGUCCCCGGCCAGAACAUAUCAUACGGCGCCUUUCUCAACUUCCGCGUCGACGCCAACAGUACCGCUCCGCUGAAGAACAUGACCGUUGACGACUCCAUCGACUAUCUCAUGCAGGUCACCGAGGACUGGUACGGAGAAAAGAUAUCCAAGAGCUACUCCCGCGGCGUCGCGCACACCGCCGCUCAAGUCGAGAAGAACCAGGCCGACCCCAGGAUGUGGCACAACCCGCUCGCAUCGCGGCUCCCCCACGCGCCGAGCCUCAAGAUCUUUUGCUUCUACGGGGUCGGCAAGCCCACCGAGCGAGGCUACUACUACCGCGUGCCGGACCAGUCCGAGACGCUGCUCAACAUCACCAUCGACACCGACUACACCGAGGGCCCCGUCGACCACGGCGUCGUCAUGGGCGAGGGCGACGGCACGGUCAACCUCCUCAGCACCGGGUACAUGUGUAACCGCGGGUGGCACAUGCGGCGCUACAACCCGGCCGGCGCGCGCAUCACCGUCGUCGAGAUGCCGCACGAGCCCGAGCGCUUCAAUCCGCGCGGCGGGCCCAAGACGGCCGACCACGUCGACAUCCUCGGCCGCCAGAACCUCAACGAGCUGAUACUGCGCAUCGCCGCCGGGAGGGGCGACACCAUCUCGGACUACAUUGUCAGCGACAUUGUGCAGUACGCGGACAAGGUCAGGAUCUAUGAGGAGGGUAAGGAGCCAACGGGUGGCCGGUAG